UCGGUGGAGACAGAGAGAGAGUGAGGAGGACUCGGAUCUCCAGUGCUAGUGGCUGCGGACCGCUGACUUUGAUCAGAGAGAGAGAGGGGGAAGAGAGGGGAGUGAAAUCGACGAGGGGCCAACUCCAUCCUGAUCAGAGACAGAAUAAAGAGAGACAGAGACAGAGAGGAGGCUUCGCCUUCAGUAGGAUUCUACAGCAGACAAUCCGCUCUCCAUCCCCUGUCUGUGAGUGUCACACCAUGGGCAGACUCCCAGUGCUCUGCCUCUGUCUCUGCCUCUUCAGCUCCAGCCUGUGUCACAUUGGAAUGACCUACCACACAUCCCGACAGACACAAGAUCUGGCAACGUUAACAGAUCUCGAAGGAUCAGGGUCAGAUGAUGAGGAUGAAAAUGUCUACUCUGGUUCUGGAGGAUCAGGCUACUUUGAGUUUGACACUGAGCUGCGGUUUACCACCAGCAUGGCCAGGCCGGUUACCUCUCCGCCAUCCACCACAUCCUUCGGCUCGCUUCAGCCGAUUGCCUUCACUUCCCUGGCGGGCGGCAGCACGGCCAGUUCACCCACACCGUCCGCCUCCACUCUCACCAGGGCAGCAACCUCGACAAUGGCGCCAGUCCCCAUCACCAUGCCAGCUGCUGCCUCCACCACAACUCUCCUGGCAACGACCACAAGCGCCUCGACAACCGCCAGCGCCAUCACCACCAGCACUGUCGCCAUGCCGACUGCCCGUACCAUCGCCAUUGUGCCACUCGCUACUGCAGCAGCAACCACAGUGCAGUCAAUCACAAGGAGUGCCACCAGAGUUAGUGAGGUGGCCAGACCAGCAUCGACAGCAGAUGUACACACAAGCCAAGCUUCAUUGGCAAGCUUCACAGAGAGCACUCAGAAAACCCUCUCACAUGUCCCUUACAUCACAGAGCACACACAGAAAGAUGACUCCAGUGAAAUAGUCAAAGUGACGACUGUCAACAAUGAGGUGGAGGCUCCUGCUGCAGGAGGUCCGAGUGGAGACUUUGAAAUCACCGAGGAAGGAGAAGUGAUCAAUCCAGAGGCAAAUAAUGAAGUGUUUGCUGUCGUCACACAACCAACCGGGAGGGGCACUGGGAAGAAAGGCCUCCCCAAUGACAUAGACAAUGCAAUAGAUUCGGGGAGCUCAUCUUCAGCUGCACAGUUACCCCAGAAAAACAUACUGGAGAGGAAAGAGGUGUUAGUAGCGGUUGUUGUCGGGGGGGUAGUUGGAGCACUCUUUGCUGCCUUCCUGGUCAUGCUGCUGAUCUAUCGAAUGAAAAAAAAGGACGAGGGAAGCUACACAUUGGAAGAGCCGAAGCAGGCGAGCAUAGCUUACCAAAAACCUGACAAACAGGAGGAGUUUUAUGCAUAAACAAAUCAAGAGUGCCUCUCUUUGCCUGGACUGUCAACAGAUCGUCUCUGAAAUAAAAAACAAAAAGAAUAAUGAUCCCAAAUGAUGUCGCUCGAUUAAAGUUCUGCUAAGUAGCAGAGUCAUGUUUUAA
Molecule: messenger RNA, 1509 nt
Organism: Hemiscyllium ocellatum (epaulette shark)
Lineage: Eukaryota; Metazoa; Chordata; Chondrichthyes; Orectolobiformes; Hemiscylliidae
Product: syndecan-3-like
Exons: 5
Coding region: 240-1379 (379 amino acids)
Biological process (GO): cell migration
Cellular component (GO): cell surface; membrane
Source: RefSeq, a predicted model, not a curated record